AUGGAGUUUGGCAUGUUUGGUUUGGGCGUGCAGAAGAUUGCCAGCAUGGACUUCUUCGGCACGUCCUUCCCUGUGUGGUGCCUGACCGAAGUGGCCGACAAGCAGUCCUCCGGCGUCACUGUUGUUGACGAGCUUGCGAAAGCAUUUGGAGGCCCCGGUAUCAAGGCGAACGAGCUUUGUGUCAUCGAUCCGCAGAAGGCUCCGAUCUCGGAGGAUGGCUACGAAGCUGUUUUGUCUUUGAAGGACGUUGACAAGAUGGCAACCUUUGUGUCCCGUGUCGUGGAGCACAUGGGAGGCUCUGUGACAGACAAGAGCCAGUUGCAGAGCUUUGCCAAGAGGUACACAGGAAGCACAGUUGCGGUUGAAAGAGCGCGACUCUUGGCCGCGGCCGGAAACCUCAGCUUCGCCUCCAUGGCCUCGGAUCUCGGCCAGCAUCCAUCUUGGAUCAGCUGGGAUGCAAUGGCUGCCUGUGUUGCCGAUCGAGCUUCAGAUGAGGGCAGUGUGGGACAGGCAAUCAGCUAUGCUUGCGGCAAGCUCCACUCCUUCAACUGUUCAGAAUUACCAGCUGGCUGCAAUCAGGACGUAUGGCUGAAGGCGGACUAUGUCCUCAGUUUGUUCUACCUGCGGCAGGUCACCAGCGGAACUCCACUACAGGAUUGCAGCUUCAAUGGUGCUGCCAUGUUCGCACCAGCGUCCACAUACAGAGCUAUUGAUUCGAGGUGUAUCAUCACUAAGGAUGCUGCCACCACGGCUCUCAGCGAGGAAGGCUACCAGACAGUGAUCAGCAGCAACAGCACUGCUCAGGUGCCGCUCUUGCACUGUGCUGUACGCCCCAAGUUUUAG
Molecule: messenger RNA, 843 nt
Organism: Symbiodinium sp. CCMP2456
Lineage: Eukaryota; Dinophyceae; Suessiales; Symbiodiniaceae
Source: the annotation of a GenBank genome assembly